AUGUUGGCUCGCAAGGAGGAUAACGUAGCGCCUCUUAACUACAAGAUGCGCGGCGUGCCCGCCAACGAGCGCAUGUACACCCUCCGCACCCGGCCCCCGUCCCUCCUGCCCCCGUCCCCCCUCAGCCUCGCGUCAUCCGGAGACAAGUCCUUAGCCACCACCACCCAUUCCCCCUCCCUGGACCCUCCGGCCCCUCCAUCCACCGCCAGCUUCGUGUGUUACGUGUGCGGGGUGCCGGCGCCGUCGUCGCAACUGCGGCUGGUGUACUGCUGCCCCAAUCCGGAGCGGGAACCUACGUACUACCCCAUUUUAACGACGUUCCAACGUCACCAGGACGCUAGCCCGAUCAGCCCGCAAGGUAUGGUGCAGAUUUGUGCGUCGUGUUACAAAAGUAUACCUCACAAAUACCCCGCGUACGGGGAGAACGGGGAACCGAACCCGGCACACAACAACUCACACACCAACAAUAUUAGGUGUUACGUAUGCGCCGGCCUAUGUCCGCCCCACGCGAUGGAAUGGCUGUCUACCACCGCGGAGUACAUGAACUCCCACGCGAUGCAUUUCCCCUGCCUCGCGGGGGCGGGGGCCGGGGCGGGGGCGGGGGCCGGCGUCGGGAGGGGGGGCCGCGUGCUGGCCUGCAGCCGGUGCGUGAGGCAUCUGGCCAGGCAGUGGGAGCUGAUGGACGCGGAGCGGGUGCCGCUAGAACAUAGGAGAUACAACAUUCCGUCGCCGCUGCCUUCAAACUCGUCAGCCAAUGGCGAGAGAGUCAUCCCCACCCCUCCCUCCACCACGUCGGAGAGAACCGUGGCUAGUAAUAGCGAAAAGCGCGAAUACAACUGGCUCCAACAACCACCCCCGCCUGAGGACUCCGCCGACGUCACCAUCGCGCGCCUGCCCUCCGGCGACCGAUCCGACAGGCUGGUGAGUGUGUGUGUGUGUGUAUACAUAUGUAUACAGCAGCCUGAGGACUCCGCCGACGUCACCAUCGCGCGCCUGCCCUCCGGCGACCGAUCCGACAGGCUGGUGAGUGUGUGUGUGUGUGUAUACAUAUGUAUACAGCAGCCUGAGGACUCCGCCGACGUCACCAUCGCGCGCCUGCCCUCCGGCGACCGAUCCGACAGGCUGGUGAGUGUGUGUGUGUGUGUAUACAUAUGUAUACAGCAGCCUGAGGACUCCGCCGACGUCACCAUCGCGCGCCUGCCCUCCGGCGACCGAUCCGACAGGCUGUUCUGUCCGUUUAUAACUCUAUGCCAAUUCGUACUACGCAUGCGCAAAUUGUGGUGGAUAGCGCCGACAUUGCGCCGCGACGAGCACGUAGCUAUCGAGACAUAUUUGCUGCAGACACAAACAUCCGACAGCCACGCGUCCCGCUAG
Molecule: messenger RNA, 1374 nt
Organism: Chilo suppressalis (striped riceborer)
Lineage: Eukaryota; Metazoa; Arthropoda; Insecta; Lepidoptera; Crambidae
Source: the annotation of a GenBank genome assembly